Messenger RNA from Closterium sp. Naga37s-1, 315 nucleotides. Lineage: Eukaryota; Viridiplantae; Streptophyta; Zygnematophyceae; Desmidiales; Closteriaceae. The record is from the annotation of a GenBank genome assembly.
AUGAGGACUUCCAUGAAGCUCCUGAUCGUAGCGAUUGUAGCUGUCCUCCUCGUCUCUGUUGCUCUUCCGACUAUGGCCGCUUUUACGAACGCUCCUCGUGGCGCUGCUUGGAAUUCUGAUCUUACUUCAAGGUCCAUUCACAGUGGCUGCUGCGAAACAACUCCCUAUGCGGCCAAAACCCCCCCUUCCGCAAACGAACCUUCGAGGCCAGCCUCGACGAGAAAGCCCGCCGCCGGCGCCGCCAAGUGGCCCAAUCGGAGGUUCGGGAGGGACGCGCUGCGCAUCCGGGCGGACGUAUCGCGUCCUGCCCACUGA